AUGGCGUACGAGAAGGAACUCAAAGUCGCACAGCUGGCGGUUGUCCGAGCGGCCAUCCUCACCAAGGCGGUGUUCCACGAGAAAGCAAAAGGCACCGUGUCCAAAGACGACAAAUCGCCCGUGACUAUAGGCGACUUUGGGGCGCAAGCGCUCAUCAUCGCGGCCAUCAAGCAUAACUUCCCCUCGGACGAAGUGGUGGGCGAGGAAGAGGCAUCGUCGCUUCGAGAGCAGAAAGACCUCUCUUCGACCAUCUGGAAUCUUGUCAAAGACGUGAAGCUGGACGACCCUGAGAGCGAUGCGCUGCUUGGCGGGCCGAUCAAGUCGGAAGCAGAGAUGCUCGAUGCCAUCGACAUGGGCAACAGCGCGGGCGGGGACAAAGGGCGCAUCUGGGCGCUCGACCCCAUCGACGGUACCAAGGGAUUCCUCCGCGGCGGCCAGUACGCCGUUUGUCUGGCGCUCAUUGUGGACGGGGACGUCAAAGUCGGCGUCCUGGGCUGCCCGAACCUGCCAGUGGACGACCGGGAGCUAUUGACAGAAGGCAUUGGCGCCGCCGCUACUGAUGCAGAGGGCAAAGGCGUGCUCUUCGCCGCCGUGCAAGGCCAGGGCGCGACCUCCCAACCGCUCACCCGUGGCGCCGUCACCCCCGGCCACCCCAUCCACGUCAGCCAGAUCUCGGAUGUCAGCGAGGCCGUCAUGUGCGAGAGCGUCGAGCCCGGCCACAGCUCAAAGGGCGACAACGCAUUGAUCGCCCAGAAGCUCGGCAUCAGCCGCAAGCCCGUCCAGAUGGACAGUCAGGCCAAGUACGGCUCCGUUGCCCGCGGCGCCGGCGACCUCUACCUUCGUCUGCCCGUGCGCAAAGACUACGUCGAGAAAAUCUGGGACCAUGCCGCCGGUGAUCUCAUCGUCCGUGAGGCCGGCGGCCAGGUCACCGACAUCACUGGCAGCAGACUCAACUUCGGGCUAGGCAGGACGCUCACGGAAAACAAAGGCGUUGUCGCGGCGCCUGCCAAUGUCCACCCCCAAGUUCUCCAGGCUGUACGCGAGGUUUUGGAUGCCAAAUAG
Molecule: messenger RNA, 1062 nt
Organism: Capronia epimyces CBS 606.96
Lineage: Eukaryota; Fungi; Ascomycota; Eurotiomycetes; Chaetothyriales; Herpotrichiellaceae
Product: 3'(2'),5'-bisphosphate nucleotidase
Exons: 1
Coding region: 1-1062 (353 amino acids)
Biological process (GO): phosphatidylinositol phosphate biosynthetic process; sulfate assimilation
Molecular function (GO): 3'(2'),5'-bisphosphate nucleotidase activity
Source: RefSeq, a predicted model, not a curated record